This is a messenger RNA of Drosophila kikkawai, 977 nucleotides long. RefSeq lists its product as uncharacterized. The record is from RefSeq and is a predicted model, not a curated record. Lineage: Eukaryota; Metazoa; Arthropoda; Insecta; Diptera; Drosophilidae.
UCAGUUUCAGUUUCAGUUGAACUUGUACUUUGUAAGGAAGCACAUCUGGAGCUCUAUAAAAUUUUCUAAAAAUUUUUAAGAACAAAAAAUAAGUUAUUUUUGUUGUGUUGAGAAAUUUUCUUACAGUUUUGUAAAAAAAAAAGCCUAACAAUGAUUUUGUUUUCACCGAUUAACCUAUUCUUUUACAACAUAGCUGUGGCCUUUAUAGAUAGCCAAUACAAGAAGACCAUUGAUGUUUCCAAUGAGGCUUUGUUCUGGCACAAGAUACCCAUUGUCAAUAGAUUCAUGGAUAUUCCAGAGAAAGUCGAAUUGCCGGAUCCUAACGAUAUCCUUUUGGAGAUUAAUCCCUAUGUCAAUGCUUUCAUUUUACUGCCAGCAAUUUUUAAGCAUUAUUAUUUCAAGAUUUUGCUGGUCAUGGUGCUAAUAUGGAAUAUUAUUGUUUGCAAGCGUAUUAUUAGUUUUUUCAUACGUCUUUUGACAAUCCUAUGGGCCAGCGAUCUCUGCUGGGGCUACUAUUUAGCCAUUUUAUUGUUUGUGAUGGUUAUGAGCUUGGCACAUGUGGUACUCAUGUAUUAUACAGCCAAGUCGCCACUAUUGCAGGCAAUACGUUGGGGACGUUAUGGUUAAAUGGAAAUGGAUAUAUACAUAUAUAAAUCUGACUUAAAACAGAGUUAAUAUAACAAACUUGAUAAACACAAAACCUCUGAGAAGAAACUUCUAAUAAUGUUAAUAUAAAAAUAAAUCUCGGUGAAUGAAGAAACAAAUCUUUUUUGCAAGAACCUGAGAAGAAUUACAUGUUUACAAGGAGUAUGUCGCAUUAGAAUUUCCAAUUAUGCUGCCUAGAAUGUCGUGAAUACAAAUAUCUACAAGAGGUUUUUGCGACUACAUUACCCACAAGCUCUAUCCUAUAGCAUAUAUACAUCUUACCUACAGGUUACCAAGUUAAUAAAUCAAUUUCGUUAAAUGUUCUGCAAAUA